GUUGCAGACAGCUUUUAAAGAAAAUGGGUGGAGGCCCUGCGUGAUUUGAAUUGGUUCGCAUUAUAGGAAAGGGGCGGGGAAUCUGCUGGCUCGUUUGGCUCCUCUGUGAUGAGAUGCAGCUGCAGGAGGAGAGAGGCUGCUGCUGCUGUCUGAGGAGGAGGAGGCGAGCUGAAGAGGAUGACAAGUUAGUCUGCGUCGCACUCAAGUUCAAGAAAAAGUGCCGUUCAACAGUGUUCCUCACUUUUGACUAAUGAGAGCCACACGCAGAGCACUUUUAUAUCCAGAACCCAUUUUGGCCCUCUUGUUUGCAUGCCUUUAAACCUUAAUUACAAAGGUGAUUAAAGCAGGAAGAUGUUCUGCUGCUGGUUAAAAUGGACACUUUGCCUUCUCGGGCUCAUCACGACGAGCACCGGCUCACCUGACGUUGCACCGGUGGCUUUUGGAGGCGAGUCCGGCUCCGGGAUGCUGCAGACAGAUGAGGUGAACAUUCUGCAGGAGCUUUCUCUUCAGAUGUCAAACAGCAGUAACGCCUCAUUGACUGUGGACGACAGCAGGUGUCCAGUCCUACAAGUGGGACAGUACUCCACCUUGGCUCUCUCUCUUCAACAUCUCCUCACUGACGGGUUUGCAGAUGAGUUCAGUUUACUGGUGCAGCUGCGGAGUCCUCAGAGAGAUGAACGCAGUGUCUUCACCAUGCUCAGCCCCGACAGCCACGUUAUGGUGCAGCUGCGUAUCAGUGCUUCCGCCAUCAUCUUCAUAGGAACACAGCAGCGACACUACGAGUUCCCAGUCAGCGGUCUGUCUGAUGGAAAGUGGCACCAUCUGGCCGUCAGCGUGUCUGCCAAGCGGCUGGCGCUGUAUGUGGACUGCUCUCUGCAGGAGAGUGUGGACUGGGUGUACCACGGCAUGGGGAUCGGCGGCGAUGGGUUGCUCAUGGUUGGAGGCAUCAUCGAGGGCUUUGAAACUCCAUUUGAAGGUCAUCUCCGACAGCUCAGCUUCCUGAUGGGCGACCCAGAAGCAGCCCAGCAACACUGUAGCCGCCACCUGCCCCGAUGUGGUGAGAGCGCCCCCAAGUCUCCUCGCUCCCCACGCACCAACAACGCCAGGGAGAAUAUACUGCUGUCCUCAAAUGACCUGGAGGACCUGCUGGGGAAUCCCAAGGACGAGUCAUUGUUGAGCUUUGGCACAACUAAUCUGUAUCUGCGGCGAGGGAGUUCUCGAGGGGACGGAACGGUGCCUUCAGGAUCCAAUCGGAAAGGUUCAGUAGGUCGUGGGGAUGUCUUUGUAGUGGACGAGGACACAGACUUGUUGGAUCCGACCUUCCACAUUGGUGGACAAGUCAACCCUCGGUGGAAACCUUCCAGAAAUGGACUUAAGGGAAGCCAGAAAGGAAAGCCUGAACUAUCCUCUAAACAUUUGGAGGAGAACAUUACCACAGACAAGAAGGCUGACUCCAGUGGGAGGACGUCACCGCUUUUCCCCGGAAAACCAUCCGAGGACAUCGUUGACCUGGACGUCGGAGGUGCCCCCAAAAAGCCCUCAGUGGGAUUUCCUGUACCUAAGAUCCCUUCAGAUCCCAGAACGUCCACAGACUCUGGGACAUCUGCAAAGGCAGUAGUCCAGGAGGGGAGACCCAUCACCAACAGUAAACAACCAGACAAUGCCAUUGUUACCAUUGUAUCCAAAGAAGAAAACCUGGUCCUGGGCUCAGAUGGCAAAAUGUACCGGCUCCAGAGAGGACCAAUGGGCCGAAUGGGUCCCCCAGGGCAGGAAGGCUGUCCUGGUGAGGCUGGCCCGCCUGGGUUUAAAGGUGAUAAGGGUAAGCUUGGCCCUGAAGGGCGUCCAGGAAAAACGGGGAAGCCAGGACCUCCUGGACCGCCAGGUUUACCAACCCUCUACCUGUGGAAGAACACAGCGGAGGAAUGGGCUGCCUUUCAGCAAACCAAUUUCUACCAGUUACUUCAUGCUGGUUGGCCUAGUAAAGAAGGCCCUCCAGGACCACCUGGAGAGAUGGGCAAGCCCGGCAUACAGGGACCACCUGGUUACGCUGGGGAGCGAGGACGACCGGGGAUGCCAGGAGAGAUGGGCGAGCGGGGUCUCCGGGGCCUUCCAGGACGAGCCGGGGCCCCAGGGAGAGACGGGGAAAAUGGAGAAGAUGGUCAGCCCGGGUCACCUGGUGAUCCUGGAACGCCGGGCCUGUGGGGAUACAGAGGAGAACGAGGGUCCGAAGGGGAAAAAGGUGAUGAGGGUCUCAUAGGCCUCAAGGGACCAAGAGGAGAAAUUGGUGAACCUGGUGAGAAGGGCUCUACUGGUUUACUGGGCCCACCUGGUCCUGUCGGACCACCGGGGCCUCAGGGGAACCGAGGGGGCCAAGGGCCAGAGGGGCCCCAUGGGCCUGAUGGUGAGAGGGGACUGGACGGCCCUCCAGGUCUGCCAGGGCCGACGGGCGCAGCAGGUAUCACAGGAAGAGUUGGCGAUCAAGGAGUUAAUGGCUCAAGGGGAGACAUGGGACCUGCUGGCAGUGUCGGUCCCAAAGGCCCACAGGGGCCUCCAGGUUUAGAGGGACAGAUGGGACCUCCAGGACUCAGAGGACCCCAAGGACAUCCAGGACUGAUCGGUGCUCCUGGACCUAAAGGAGAUCCUGGGCCUGUGGGGCCCCUGGGUGCCCGAGGGGAUCCCGGCUUUGAGGGGCCCACGGGUGCUGCAGGGAGACCAGGUCCUAUUGGUUUUCCCGGGCUAACGGGUAACAGGGGACCAGAUGGGGACAAGGGGGAUCCAGGACCUAAAGGCGACAAAGGUAUUCUGGGGGCAGCAGGUAUUAGGGGUCCUCAGGGAGAGAGGGGCCCCACCGGCUCCCCAGGUUUUGCAGGCACCGAGGGCCGGCCUGGCCCCAAAGGCACUGAGGGCACAAAUGGAGAAACUGGUCCUCAGGGAAAACAGGGCAGCAGUGGGUUAAAGGGAAACAGGGGACCAGAUGGACGUAACGGCAAACCAGGACCCAGAGGGAACAAGGGCCGGCCUGGACAGAGGGGCCACACUGGCCAACCGGGUCCAUCGGGUUUGCCCGGGCCACCUGGACCAGAGGGAGCAGAAGGAAAGCCUGGUACACAGGGCCCCUCAGGUGCAGCUGGCAGCACUGGCAGUAGAGGGCCAAUGGGUUUUCAAGGAAUUCCUGGAGAGAGAGGAGCAGAUGGCCCACCAGGUUCACCGGGGCCACCGGGGAAACCAGGGCCCCCAGGAUCACCAGGACCCCAAGGGGACAAGGGUUUCACAGGGAAGCCAGGAAUGGAGGGACCUCAGGGCCCAGUAGGCAUGGUGUCCAGGGGAACGUGGGCAUGCGUGGGCCUCCCGGGUUUACAGGAGAAAGGGGUGAGCCAGGUUUACGAGGUUUACCUGGGCCUGUUGGGAAGCCAGGACCUGCAGGACUGCCAGGUCCUUCUGGAGACAAGGGACCCCGGGGACCUCAGGUGA
Molecule: messenger RNA, 3471 nt
Organism: Perca fluviatilis (European perch)
Lineage: Eukaryota; Metazoa; Chordata; Actinopteri; Perciformes; Percidae
Product: collagen alpha-1(V) chain-like
Exons: 37
Coding region: 352-3471 (1039 amino acids)
Source: RefSeq, a predicted model, not a curated record